AUGGAGGAAGAGGACAGCUCAUUCAAGCUCUGUGCCCCAGGCAUUGUCACCCUCCAGUUGCCACUGCAUAAGACUUUUAGGUCUGCAGAUAUGGUGGGUUCCGUGGAGUCAGAGCUGAAGAAGCUUCUGGCAAUACAGCAAGAGUUCUGCCUCUGGAAGAUGGGCAGCCAGGAGGGCCGGGAGCUGCUGACCCAGCCAGAGAUCACCCUGGAGGAGCACCUGCUCCUGGAGGAGAUGGAUGAGAUGGGAAACUGGCCACCAGAGUGA
Messenger RNA from Galeopterus variegatus (Sunda flying lemur), 267 nucleotides. RefSeq names its product putative gametogenetin-binding protein 1. The transcript has 3 exons. NCBI's taxonomy places the organism in Eukaryota, Metazoa, Chordata, Mammalia, Dermoptera, Cynocephalidae. The record is from RefSeq and is a predicted model, not a curated record. Bases 1 to 267 code for a protein of 88 amino acids.